AUGGCGCCCGAAUCAUCGGUAAGGGAUUUUUACAGAGGCAAAAGCGUUCUGGUAACUGGUGGAACAGGUUUUAUGGGAAAAGUUCUCUUAGAAAAACUUUUAUACAGCAUACCAGACAUCGGCAAUGUGUACGUAUUAAUGAGGCCAAAAAAGGGGAAGUCCAUUAACCAAAGGCUCGAAGAGAUGCAACGUCUACCAUUAUUCGAUCGUCUGAAGAAUGAGAAACCUGAAAGUUUUGCGAAAAUAAUCCCACUUCAAGGAGAUGUUUUGUUUAAUAAUUUCGGAUUAUCGGAUAGAGAAAUAGAGAACAUAUCUAAAGAGGUGUCAGUACUAUUUCACUUCGCUGCCACCCUAAGAUUAGAAGCUCCUCUAAAAGAUAACGUGAACAUGAACACUUGUGGCACGCAAAGAGCGUUAAAUGUGGCUAAGAAAUUAAAGAAUUUAUUAAUCUUCAUACAUUUGUCGACUGCAUUUUGCUAUCCAGACUAUGCAGUUUUAGAAGAGAAGAUGCACGCGCCACCGGUGAAGCCAUCUGAAGUGAUGCAGCUCAUUGAAUGGUUGGAUGAUAAACAAAUUAAUUUACUCACGCCUUCACUCCUCGGACCACAUCCAAAUUGUUAUACGUUUUCUAAGAGAUUAGCCGAAAGCGUAGUGGAAAAUGAAUUCAAAAACCUACCUGUCGUCAUAGUCCGGCCUAGUAUAGUUUGUCCAGCUUACAUGGAACCGGUGUCAGGUUGGGUGGAUAGCCUGAACGGUCCAGUGGGGCUCAUGCUUGGGGCCGGCAAAGGUGUUAUACGCACUAUGUUAUGCGACGGGAAUUUAAUUGCACAAGUAAUACCUGUUGAUACUGCUAUCAAUGCGAUUAUAGCUAUUGGCAUGAUUGAAGGAUCGAAAACGGAAAAAUCAGAAACAAUUCCAAUAUAUAAUGUGAACGUCGGUCAUCAAAAACCGACCAGUUGGGGAGAUGUUUUGAAAGUGGCAAAAGAUUAUGGUCGGAAGUACCCCUUAGCGUGGCCAUUGUGGUAUCCCAACGGUGACAUUACCACCAACGUAGUACUACACGAGUUUAGAAGGAUUUUCUAUCAUUUAGUACCAGCGUACACUAUUGAUUUUAUUUUAUUUUUAUUGGGACAAAAACGUUUUAUGGUAAGAAUUCAAGACCGAAUUAGUCAAGGUUUGCAAGUGCUACAAUAUUUUACAAUGAGGCCGUGGAACUUCCCUUGUCCGAAGUUCGAUGGUAUUCAGAAUAAACUCAACGACGAGGAAAAAAUUAUUUUCAAUACGGACUUGACAAAAGCUGACCGGGACGAGUACAUGAAACGGAGCGUAGAAGGCGGCCGAUUAUACUGUCUUAAAGAAGAUCCGAGUAAAGUCCCCAUGAAUAGAACUUAUCAUAACUUCUUAUACGUCUUGGAUUGGGCGAUCAAGAUAUUCUUUUGGUUAUUUAUAUUUUCUUUAUUAGCAAAGUGGUUCAACCCAGUGAAAAACGUGUUCAGCUAUGGAGAGCCCGUUGUGAAGCUUCUACCAAUGCUUGGACCCGCGGUCUUUGAUGCA
This is a messenger RNA of Brenthis ino (lesser marbled fritillary), 1554 nucleotides long. NCBI's taxonomy places the organism in Eukaryota, Metazoa, Arthropoda, Insecta, Lepidoptera, Nymphalidae. The record is from the annotation of a GenBank genome assembly.